UUAGUUUUAACAACAAUACUUUACAGUUCAACAUAUAGUUUACAACAGUUUUUCAAACUUAGAAUAAAAAAAUAAUAAAAAAAAAUCCAUAAAUUUUUAAAAAAAUACUAUUUACAUCAUAGUAGAACAAAAUAAAUCUAAUUAAUUUGCUAUUAAAAAGUGAUGAAUAAUAAAAUAAAAUUUAUAUACUGAAUUUAAAAAAUUAUAUAUAAAAUUGUGCAAACUAAAGACUUUAUAAAAGGAAUAUAAAACAACAUUUUGAAAAAUGGCGCUCACUUUUAAAGUGCCAUUACUGGUGACGUUGCUGACAUUAACACAUGCUGCCCGCCUAGAUAAUAAAUAUUUACCACCGCCGCCAAAUGCUGCUACGGCUGGUGGAGGUCCUGGCUUACAGGGACCAGGAGGUGGUGGUGGUAGACCUGGAGGACCAGGUGGACCUGGUGGCUUUGGUGGUGGUGGAGGAGGUGGGGGUGGUACAGGAGGAGGUUUUGGUGGAGGUGGCGGUGGUCCCACUGGUGGCGGUAAUAAUGGUUUGGGUGGUUUUACUGGCGCUGGUGGUCAAGGUCGUCCUUUUGGUCCUCAGGGUGGUGGCGCUGGUCCCAGACCAGGUGCUCCUUCUGGGCCUUCUGCACCUGCUGGUCCCGUUAUACCUAUAUUGUCAUUUGUAAAUGAAAAUGAUGGUGAUGGAAAUUAUAGAUUUAGUUAUGAAACUGGUAAUGGCAUUAAGGCCCAGGAAGAGGGUACAGUUAAAAACAAAGGUUCGGACAACGAAAUUCCAUCCGUUAUGGGUACAUUUUCAUAUACUGCACCAGAUGGACAAGUAGUUGAAGUGGCUUAUACGGCUGAUGAAAAUGGUUUCCAACCUUCUGGUGAUUUAUUACCAACACCACCGCCAAUUCCCGAAGCAAUUGCAAAAGCUCUGGCUGCACAAGGUAUUCAACCUGCACCAGGUGGUGGCUUCAUAGGUGGACCCGGUACGGGAGCAGGUGGAGGCAGUGGUGCUGGUGGUGGUGGCGGUUUUGGAGGUGGUACUGGCCGUGGUGGAGGCGGUGGUUCUGGUAGUUUUGGUGGAGCUGGAGGUGGUACUGGGGCCGGUGGUUAUGGUGGCGGUACUGGUGCUGGUGGUGGCUUUGGAGGUGGAACUGGCGCUGGUGGUGGCGGUGGUAGAGGAGGUGGUGCCGGAGGUGCUGGUGGAUUUGGUGGUGGUGGUGGUACUGGCACUGGUGGAGGUGCCGGUGGUGGUUAUGGUGGUGCCGGUGGUAGAGGAGGAGGUGCAGGAACUGGCGGUGGUGCAGGCGCUGGCGGUGCUGGUGGAUAUGGCGGCGGUGCUGGUGCCGGUGGUGGUAAAGGAGGAGCUGGUGGAUUUGGUGGUGGCUCUGGUGCAGGAGGCGCAGGAGGAAGAGCUGGAGGUGCUGGUGGAGCCGGUGGAUUUGGUGGUGGUUCUGGUGCAGGAGGUGCCGGAGGCGCUGGUGGCUACGGUGGUGGAGCUGGCGCCGGUGGUGCUGGAGGUUUUGGUGGUGGUGCUGGCAAAGGUGGAUUCGGUGGGGGUUCUGGUGCCGGAGGCGCUGGUGGCUACGGUGGUGGUGGCGGAGGCGGAGCUGGCGCUGGUGGUGGUGCUGGCAAAGGUGGAGCCGGUGGAUUUGGUGGUGGUUCUGGUGCCGGAGGCGCUGGUGGCUACGGUGGUGGUGGAGGAGCUGGUGGUGGUUCUGGCAAAGGUGGCGCCGGUGGAUUUGGUGGUGGAGCUGGCGCCGGCGGUGCAGGAGGUAGAGGAGGUGGUGGCGGAGGCGCUGGUGGCUACGGUGGCGGUGCUGGUGGUGGUGCAGGCAAAGGUGGAGCCGGUGGAUUUGGUGGUGGAGGUGGUGCCGGAGGCGCUGGUGGCUACGGUGGCGGUGCAGGUGGUGGUGCAAGCAAAGGUGGAGCUGGUGGAUUUGGUGGUGGAGCCGGCGCCGGCGGUGCAGGAGGUAGAGGAGGUGGUGCUGGAGGCGCUGGUGGUUAUGGUGGUGGAGCUGGUGCCGGCGGUGGUGGUGGCUUUGGUGGUGGGGCUGGUAAAGGAGGUGCUGGUGGAUUUGGUGGCGGAGCUGGUGCUGGAGGUAAAGGUGGUGGUGCCGGAGGCGCAGGUGGAUAUGGAGGUGGUUCUGGCGCUGGUGGCGCUGGUGGAGCUGGUGGUAGAGGUGGUGGUGCCGGAGGCGCUGGUGGCUACGGUGGUGGAACUGGCGCUGGUGGUGCUGGAGGUUUUGGUGGUGGUGGUGGCAAAGGUGGAGCCGGUGGAUUUGGUGGUGGUUCUGGUGCAGGAGGUGCGGGAGGUAGAGGUGGCGGUGCCGGAGGUGCUGGGGGCUACGGUGGCGGUGCUGGCGCUGGUGGUGCUGGAGGAUUUGGUGGUGGUGCUGGAAAAGGUGGUACCGGUGGUUUUGGUGGGGGUGCUGGCGCCGGCGGUGGUGGAGGCUUUGGUGGUGGAGCUGGCGGUGGUGCAGGCAAAGGUGGUGCCGGUGGAUUUGGUGGUUCUGGUGCGGGUGGUGCCGGAGGUAGAGGAGGUGGAGCAGGAGGCGCUGGUGGUUAUGGUGGUGGAGCUGGCGCCGGCGGUGCCGGAGGUUUUGGUGGUGGAUCUGGCGCUGGUGGUGGUGCAGGCAAAGGUGGUGCCGGAGGCGCUGGUGGUUAUGGUGGUGGAGCUGGCGCCGGCGGUGGUGGAGGCUUUGGUGGUGGAGCAGGCAAAGGUGGAGCCGGUGGAUUUGGUGGUGGUUCUGGUGCGGGUGGUGCGGGUGGUGCUGGAGGUAGAGGAGGUGGUGCAGGAGGCGCUGGUGGUUAUGGAGGUGGAACUGGCACCGGCGGAGGUGGAGGCUUCGGUGGCGGAGCUGGCAAAGGAGGUGCCGGUGGAUUUGCUGGCGGUUCUGGUGCCGGAGGUGCUGGUAGCUUCGGAGGAGGUGCUGGUGGCUUCGGAGGAGGAGCUGGAGCCGGAGGUGGUGCAGGCAAAGGUGGCGCCGGUGGAUUUGGUGGUGGUUCAGGUGCAGGAGGUAGAGGAGGUGGUGCCGGUGGCGCUGGUGGAUACGGUGGUGGUGCCGGAGGCGCAGGUGGUUUCGGUGGUGGUGCUGGAGGAGGUGGUAAAGGAGGUGCAGGUGGUUUCGGUGGUGGAACGGGAGCAGGUGGUGCGGGUGGACGAGGAGGUGCUGGAGGAUUUGGCGGCGGUGCCGGCGGUCCUGGUACAUCUUAUGUUCCUCCACCACCUGGUCAACCUGGUCGCGGUCAUGCAAGCGGCGACUUCAAUCCUCAAACUGGCUACAAUUACUAAAUCAAAUUUGAUAAGCAAAAUUUACAUGCAACGAUAUCUGCCACAAAUACUCGUAGCAUUUAAGUGUUUCCUCUCUUACCUUAACAUGGAACUAAUUUCAAAAAAAUCCCUUCACCUAAUAUUAUAUCAACAUCUGACAGGAUCUAUUUUUAAGUUACACAUUUUUAGAAACUUUAAAAAACGUCUCGCUGUAAACAAAAUGGCUCUUAGUAUAAUAAGUGAUUGUUAUUUAACUUUU
Lucilia sericata (common green bottle fly) is the source of this 3521-nucleotide messenger RNA. RefSeq lists its product as uncharacterized. Bases 266 to 3283 code for a protein of 1005 amino acids. The transcript is spliced from 3 exons. Lineage: Eukaryota; Metazoa; Arthropoda; Insecta; Diptera; Calliphoridae. The record is from RefSeq and is a predicted model, not a curated record.